Ichthyophthirius multifiliis is the source of this 852-nucleotide messenger RNA. Its product is annotated as protein kinase domain protein. NCBI's taxonomy places the organism in Eukaryota, Ciliophora, Oligohymenophorea, Hymenostomatida. The transcript is spliced from 3 exons. Gene Ontology annotation, molecular function: ATP binding; protein serine/threonine kinase activity. Gene Ontology annotation, cellular component: cytoplasm. Gene Ontology annotation, biological process: signal transduction; protein phosphorylation. The record is from RefSeq and is a predicted model, not a curated record.
AUGAUGAAAGAAAUUGGUUAUCAUACAAAUUUAAUAAAUUUAAAACAUUAUUUUUAUACAAACGGUGAUAAUAAUAAUGAAUUAUAUUUAAAUUUAGUAAUGGACUAUAUACCUGAAACAUUAUAUCGAGUAGUUAAAUAUUAUAGUAAAAAAUAGAAAGGGAAUUUCCCAAAUAUACUACUAAAAUUAUACUCAUACUAAUUAAUAAGGGCAUUAGGUUAUAUAUAAACUCUUGGUAUUUGCCAUAGAGAUAUAAAACCAACUAAUGUAUUAGUUGAUCCCAGAAACCAUUCUCUUAAAAUGUGUGAUUUCGGUUCUGCAAAAAAAUUAAUUUCAGGAGAAGCUAAUAUAUCUUAUAUAUGUAGCAGAUAUUAUAGAGCGCCUGAACUUAUGUUUAUGGCUACUUAAUAUACUACUUCUAUUGAUAUAUGGUCUGUGGGUUGUGUUAUUGCUGAAAUGGUUUUGGGAGAACCUAUUUUUGCAGGAGAAUCUAGUGUUGAUUAAUUAGUAGAGAUUAUUAAAGUAUUAGGAACUCCUUCAACUUAAUAAAUUUAAAUUAUGAACUAAGAUCAUUAAUAAUCUAAAUUACCUUAAAUAUAACCCACUCCUUGGAACAAAGUAUUUUAAAAUUGUAAAGUUGAUCCUCUGGCUGUUGAUUUGAUUUCUAAAAUGCUUAUAUAUAAUCCAGAGAAAAGAAUUAAACCUUUAUAAGCUUUAUAACAUCUUUACUUUAAAGAAAUAAAAAAUUCUAAAUGUAAAAUUAAUGGGAAAAAUUUACCUGAAUUAUUUGAUUUUACCAUUGGUUUUUUAUUUUAUUUUUAUAUUAUUUUUAUAUAUUUAAUUAUUAGAUGA